Nematostella vectensis (starlet sea anemone) is the source of this 2094-nucleotide messenger RNA. RefSeq names its product charged multivesicular body protein 2a. Bases 129 to 797 code for a protein of 222 amino acids. The transcript has 9 exons. NCBI's taxonomy places the organism in Eukaryota, Metazoa, Cnidaria, Anthozoa, Actiniaria, Edwardsiidae. Gene Ontology annotation, cellular component: multivesicular body; ESCRT III complex. The record is from RefSeq and is a predicted model, not a curated record. Gene Ontology annotation, biological process: protein transport; late endosome to vacuole transport; endosome transport via multivesicular body sorting pathway.
GCCUGCGAUGACGUGACGUUUGAUUCUAUUUUGGUUCGCUUCUGUUAUUUCUCAGUUGGCUGUUCCGUGGUGUGAGAAAUACCUUCAAAUACUGUGAUUGAAACCUUGGGAAGACAAAACACGUCAAAAUGCCGUUAGAAUUUUUGUUCGGGAGAAAGAAAACUCCCGAAGAAAUGCUAAAACAAAAUCAGCGAGCACUGAACCGGGCUAUGAGAGAUUUGGAUAGAGAGCGCAGUAAAAUGGAGCAGCAAGAGAAAAAGAUAAUAAAUGAUAUAAAGAAGAUGGCAAAAAUGGGUCAAAUGGAUGCUGUAAGAAUCAUGGCUAAAGAUCUUGUGCGAACUAGGCGAUAUGUUAAAAAGUUCAUAUUGAUGAAAGCCAAUAUUCAAGCGGUCUCACUCAAAAUACAGACUCUAAGGUCAAACAAUGCCAUGGCGCAGGCUAUGAAAGGUGUCACAAAGGCAAUGGCCACUAUGAACAGACAGCUAAAAUUACCAGAGAUACAGAAGAUCAUGAUGGAAUUUGAAAAACAGUCAGAGAUCAUGGACAUGAAAGAAGAAAUGAUGAAUGAUGCUAUAGAUGAUGUCAUCGGUGAUGAAGAGGAUGAUGAAGAAAGUGAAAAGCUCGUUCAGCAAGUAUUUGAUGAGCUUGGAUUGCAGCUCACAGACGAGUUGUCUGGACUUCCAGUUACUGCAUCAGGUGUUGGUAAAAAGGAAGCGGCUGCCGCAGCCAAGCAACCAGCUGUCGCAGAUGCCGAUGCUGACCUCCAAGCCAGGUUAGAAAAUCUGAGAAGAGAAUGAAAGAAUAGUGGUACUGGUUUCAACCAAAGCAACAACCUUUAGAGGAUUUGCUGUGGGUCCCACUGGAUUUUUGUGGGUCCCUGUACAGAACGUUAUCAUUUCAAUACAUAGCUGCAUACAAUAUACAAUUUUGUUCACAAAGUUUAGCUUUUAAAUGUUGUACAGUGUUUACCAGCCCAUCAUCAUUUUAUAUUGUAGAUUAGUUUCAGGAUAAUUUUUAUCUAUGAGAAUGAUCAGAAAUUCUCUCACCCUCAUAGAUAAGUUUAAUGACCUCCAAUAUUCCUUUUUAUUAAGUGUGUUGGAGGCUUUGGGCCUGAUUAUGAGAAAGAGUGUUAUUUUAUCCUUUUCAAUUUAGAAAAAUAAAAGCAUGAGUAUCACGCUUUUAUUUUUAUAAAUUGAUAAGGAAAAACUAAAACUCUUUCUCGCUUCUGGGUAUAUACUUAAUAGGUGGCGAAAAAGAGGCCUGACACUCAGCCUUAAACGUUUUACUUUAGAAUAAAAGUGGGUUUCACACUCAUGGGCAAGAUUUCUUUGUGUUUGCCUGUGUUGGCUUGGUACUGCUACCAAGUUUGGAAUGUUUGGAAUGACUAUUCUGAGUCAAACAAACGGCUGUGCUUUUUUCUGCCUGUUUAACUUUCUUGAAAAAAAAAAAGACUUCAGGAAAUAAUUUUAAAGGCUCUCAAUAAAAUGGAUCAAGUACCUAGGGUAUCGGCUGCCUAUAACCAACUAAAAUGAUCAUUACGCUAGACAGUCAAUAAGACUCAAUCUAAUGAUUACUGUUAUUUCAGAGCAGGGGCGUAGCCAGGGGGUGGCCCAGGGGGCCGGGCCCCCCCUUCUAGCAGCCAAAAAUGUAUGAGACAUCUAAAAUACAAGAGAAAAUGCAUUGAAAGAGCCUUUUGGGCCCCCUCCUGCUAAAAAUCCUGGCUACGCCGCUGCAGAGGCGCUGGUACCAUAAAAUUAAGACAAAGUGAGUCAGGGUUCUCGGCUCCCGGUCUCGAGUCUCGGCCUCUGACUAUCGACAUUCGGGCACCACCCCAGACUCAUAAAUAAUUGGAUAUCGGAUAGACGAUAAAGAAAAAGGAAAUAUAAGAGGGUCUGGAUAUAUGGUUGAUACUUUAUUUAUUAUUGUAUGCAAAACAUAAGACACGUCUUUUUUUCUACCCAAACAGAAGGGUGGGCAUCCACUCAAUCCCCUUCCUUCAAAAUGCCGAAGUAUUUUUUUCUUCUGAUAUCAAUUUUUUACUACUAAUAUUACAACUUGGAGUAGCUUUUUUUUAAUAAAUUUUAAGCCGUUCAA